This is a messenger RNA of Saccostrea cuccullata (small rock oyster), 8246 nucleotides long. Its product is annotated as F-actin-uncapping protein LRRC16A-like. Gene Ontology annotation, cellular component: plasma membrane; lamellipodium. The record is from RefSeq and is a predicted model, not a curated record. Gene Ontology annotation, biological process: cell migration; regulation of Arp2/3 complex-mediated actin nucleation. NCBI's taxonomy places the organism in Eukaryota, Metazoa, Mollusca, Bivalvia, Ostreida, Ostreidae. Gene Ontology annotation, molecular function: protein binding.
CUUCCGAAAAAGAAAUAGCUAUGGAAUCACUUUAAAAAACUCGUACCAGUUUAAAAUAGCACACUUAUUGUCUUUUGUUUAUGAGUAGUAAAAUUUAAGCCCAUUGGCAAACAAGGUUGUGUAAGUGGUCCAUUGAGGGGUUUACCAGGAAAAAGAUUAUAUAUUAUUAUAUUAAAACGUUGGAUGAAAGAAGGAUGUAUAGACUAUAGUUAAGCGGAGACAUAUUUUAAAUGGAAGAUGUGUGUUUAAAGUUGGUGAUGGGUUGUUAGUAAAACAGGUACUGUUGUCUGAAAUGGAGUCUGCAAUGCCAGUUGCUCCACCCAGAAAAAGGAGAUCAAUGCAAGUAGAAAAUGCAGGGCAAAUGCCACGUGUGUCUACGAUAACUAUUGAAAGUUUAGAUAAAAAACUGGAAUCGAAACCACGGAAAUCUGUCUCUCCUUCUAUGUUGAGCUUGGAUGCAUUUUCAGACAGUAUCCGAGAAGUCCUGGGCAAGAAUGUCACCCUGUAUCAGAAGUUUAUGGUGAAGCAUGAAGUUAGGCCAGAUAAAUUCGAGAGGAAGAUCGUUGGCCUGACGGGAUGCAGGUUGUUCCUGUUUAUUGUGAAGACACCUACCAAGGUGGAUCAAGAUUUCAGCUUUUUAGACAUUCAAGGCAUAGAAAGCAAAAAGAAAAAUCAGCUGACAAUCAGUGUAACAGAUGGCAAACCAAUCUCCCUGGUUACGCUGGACCCCGAUUCCGAUGACUUUGAUCUCAUGAUUACACACAUCGGCAGGUCCCUGAAAAACAUCUUCCCAGUAUUUCCUAUAGAAAGAUUCAUCAAGAAAAUGGAUGUUCAGCCAUCAGACCGCCUUAGACCAAUGCAGGACUUGAUGAAGGAAAUAGAAAAGAAAGAGCAGGGUCCAUGUGGGGGGUACUCCAUUAUGUACGCCUGUAUGUGUGACUACCAUAACACAGCCUACAGAGAGGAGGUGGCAUGGGAUGUAGAUACCAUAUAUUUAUCACAGGACUCAAGGGAGCUAAAUCUGCAAGACUUUGACCAUUUAAAUCUAAAGGAUCUGGUUCCUAUUAUUGGUGCUCUAGAAAACAACACCUGGUUCACAAAAUUAACAGCCUGUAAAAUCAAACUUACUUCAGAUGCCCAGAGUGAGAUUUUGAAAGUGAUGAAGCGAAACAACACGAUAGAAGAACUAGACCUCAGUUCUACAGGAAUCACAGUAGAUUUUGUACAGAAGUUAGCAACAGCCAUUUUAUCUAACAGUUCCUCCCAGCUACAGAGAAUUGAUCUGUCCAAGAACUCAUUAGAAGAUAAAGCUUUGGUCCAUUUUAUUGGAUCACUAAAGAGUCUGUCUCGGGGACUGGUGCAUCUGGACAUCUCUAACACAAAGGUCCUGGGAAAGGGGCUCAAUAGAGUGUGUGAGAGUCUGUCACAGAGUCCAUCCAUCGUCCAAUCACUGCACUCUCUCAACAUCUCGGAAAAUCCCAGCAAGGGAGAAGACCUACAAUGUUUAUACAAUUUUCUGGCCCAAGGAAACAACAUCACCUUUCUAGAUCUCUCAGGAACGGACUGUGCUUUAGAACUGCUGUGUGCAGCCUUAUUAAGAGGAAGUUGUGCCUCCUUAACUCAUCUUAAAGUGGCUAGGAAUGUGUUUACUCACAAGAAAACCAAAGAAGUGAUUGUACAGGGGACCUGGAAGACAUUUUUCUCCAGUGUUUACGGACUGGAGUGUCUGGAUAUGUCUGGAUGUAGAUUACCCCCAGAGGCUCUAAAGGAGAUGCUUCUAGGAAUAGCCUGUAAUAUGCACAUCAAGGACCUUCACCUUGACCUCAGCAGCAAUGACCUUCAGUCACAAGGUGGACAGGUGUUAGGGAGUUGUAUUGGGAAUAUCAGCAGUAUCACCAGUCUGGAUAUUAGUAAUAAUAAUUUCAACCAAUCCAUAGUGAGUUUACUUGACUGGAUAAAGAGCAAUAAAAGUAUCAGAACUCUGUCGAUUGGACAAAACUUUGACAACAUCAAACCAAAACAUAUGACAGCGGUAAUGGAGGGAGUUGUAAACCUCAUUCAGGACGAUUCCUGUUGUAUAGAAUCUCUGUCGCUGGCCGAUUCCAGACUUCGGAAUAAUCUCUCUGAUAUCAUAAAUGCUCUCGGCAGCAAUGUAAGCCUAACAGAAAUUGACAUCAGUGGAAAUCAGAUUGGAGACUUUGGGGCCCGUAUGCUCAGUAAAGCCCUUCAGAUUAACUCCAAGUUAAAGUGUAUUCUCUGGGACAAAAAUUUAGUCACAGCACAGGGCUUUGAGGACAUUGCUGUAGCUUUACAAAAGAAUUACGCCUUAAGAAAAAUGCCCAUGCCAAUAAAUGAUGCAUCUGUAGCACUCCAGAAACAAGGGGAGAGAACUGAGGCAGCCCUUCAGAAAAUAGAGAGUUUACUACAGAGGAAUCACAGCCCACAGAAAUUUUCCUCCGACCAGGCUUAUAGACUACAGCAAGGGUUCCUCAUCAGUUCUACACAACAGAUGGUAGAUCGCCUGGUGGUCCAGGUACAGGACGCUGUUAACGCCCUCAGUCUGGGCUCCACGGACGCCUUCCAGACAGAUAUUGAUCAGGCCACCAGUGUCAUUAAGGACGCAGACAAUUCCAAGCAGCUGCUGCCUCAUUUACAAAGAAUAGCCAUGAAAUCAAUAGACACAGGAAACCCAGUGGAGACUGAAUUAAAAUAUCUGAGUGAUAAUCUGAAGGAAACUCUACAGACCCAAAUGAAGAAAACAGUCACAGACAUGAUUGAGUGUACAGGAAAUCAAUGCUCAGGAGUCACCUCAAAUAAGGAUUUUAUGCUUGAGUUAGUGUCUGGGUGUUCUGAGAGGAGUUCUUUACCUAAAGGUUUCACUAAACACCUGAUGGAUGGGGUAGAAACCGACAUCUACAACAAACUUAGCGAGAUUAACUUGGCAGUGGCAGCCCACAUAUCUGACACAGUCAUUGAUGGUGUGAUAGAGACAUUGACUGACAGUCACAAGACACUGAUGUCUCACCUGAAACAGAAGCGGUCCGAGGAUCGUCCCAACUCCACCGAGUCCAAAGACAAGGGAGUGGAGAAGACAGAGGAACCAGAGAAGGUCCCCCUCAGGAUCUCCAUCAAAGCAGACUCCCCGGGGGCAUCAUCUAAAAGCAGCCAUGAUAAUCUAGAAGUACCUGAAAACAGUUAUAUUGCGUACACGGUACCAUUUCUACAGACACACCCCUACAGUACACCAAACUUAACCAACAAGAGGAAAAGUGUUCAUGCCCGGAAAAUGCGACCCCCUACAGUUAUUGAUCCAGGGCAGGUAGCUCAAGCUUUACAAAUUCACCAAGCCAAGGAGAAUGACCAUGAUGGGUCAAAGGUCAGUGAUGUUGCAGAGGUCAAGGCCACUGAAACCAAUGAAGAAGUUGGGUCACAAGAAGAUUUAACUGCUGUAGUAGCCAAACAACCUGCUGAAAAAAUAGAAAUAGAUUUAGUGGGUGAUUUACCAGAUACUUCAUCAAAGCUCACACAUCUUGGCAAAACAAGACCCAAAGGUCCAAAUCGGCGACGCCCAUCUGCCCGGCCCCAAGAAAACGGGAGGGAGGCUAGUGCUGGGCUGAAGGCAGAUGAGGGUCUUGACUCAUUCUUCACAAGCAGUAACACUGGAGAGAUCACAGCGACAGAUUCAGGGACACCCAAGUCUAGCAAGUCAGAUAGGAAAGAGAGCAUGGACAAAGGGUCAAACAAGAAGAAUGAACCUCCAGCAAAGCCUACAACAGAAAAACCAAAGAAGAAGGGAGGACUGUUCAGCUGGAACACGGGGAAGGAACAGAAAGAAGAGGAGAAACCAGAGAAAACUAAAGGAGGAAUUGGUAAAUUCUUUGGUAAGAAAACCUCUGAAGUCAAAAGAUCAACCUCAGACAAGAAAGAUAAGACACCUCAGAAACCAGAACCAGCAGCCAAAGAGGAAGCGGAAAACCAGGAAAUCCAGGAGGAAGAACCGGAACCAGAUACUAAAUCACUGACAGAAAGUAAGGCUGAUUCUACUCCUGAUGCAACUCCUGAGAAAGAAGAAGAGAAUAAAGAAGAGAAGGAGGAAGAGGAAGCCGCCCCGGAGGAGAAGAAAGAGGAGAAGAAGGAGGAGCCACCCAAAAGACGGCCCCCUGUGGGAGGAGUCGGAAUUAUGGGCGGGCCCAUGGGCGUCAACUUCUUAUCAGAGAUGAAAGCCAACAAACGAUUCUCUACUCUGAAUAUAGACAAGGAGGAGAGGAAACCAACAGUUGCUUUACUUCCUCCAGGGAAAAAAUCUCCAACCAGCAAUCUCCCUCCACCCCAGAAAGAGACCCCCAAGGAAACUCCACUGAAAUCAGUGGAGGAGACAAAAGCAGAGGAGGCACCAAAAGUGGAAAUUCCACCCAAAGAGGAGCCAAAAGAGGAGUCCAAAACAGAGGAGAAGCCCUCCACUAUGGACAAAACAGAGACUGAGGAUAAAGCAGAGGCGAAAGAGGACACAGAAAGCAAACCGACCCAGAAUUCUGCUGAGGAAAGUAAGCCUAACCCAGCAGAAGAAAGUAAAGUCAGCCAGCCUGAUGACAAUCAAUCAAAGCCUGCCCAGGAUAAGCCCAGCCCAGCAGCCAUGUUGGGGAAUGUGCUGAAAUCUAAGCCAUCGCCUACUCCUCGGGCAGCUCCCAGGAAAGUUAAUGAGGACUCAGAUUCUUCUUCACCACGGUCCUCAAGAUCAUCCAGGGAGUUACCUGUAUCUAAACCCUUGCCGCUGAGGCCAAAACCACCACCUAAAGCUCCCAAGCCUUCAGGCGUGGGUCGAAAAUCAGAGGAAUCCAAACUAAAAGAAGCACCUGUUGAAACGGACAAAAAAUUGGCGGGUGUAAAUUCCAGUCAGGACAGUGACAGUGGAGUAGUGGUGGAUUCCGCGACUCUUCGCUUGUCUGUCGGAGAGAAAAUUAAAAGGCUGAGUCAGAAAUUACCGGAACCAGAGCCCUCGUCAACCGCCAGCAAAACAAGUUCACUUCCUAAAAAUGUUUCAUUGAAAAGUUCUCUAAAAUCUGAAGUGAAUGGGGAGUCGGGAAAAACUGAAACUGAUAAAGAACAGGAAAAAUCAGAGGACUCCAAACGUUCCUCUGACUCAGACAAAUCUGAGACCUCGGGCGAAAGUGCAAUAGAAAACACAGAACAAAAUGAUGAAGAAAUCAUGGUUUAAUCCUAGAAUCAUCGUAGAUUUAAUACAUAAUUAGAGGACAGGCAUCACUUACUCAGUUAUUUUCUGGAAAAGAUUUUUCUGUGAAAGGAAGAAAAGAUUGUAUAAUACUGUUAGUGUCUUAUUUCAAACUGGAUUUUACUAUGAUUUUGAUUACAAUUCCAAGCCAAAAAGUUAUAUAUUUUUGUAUAAAGAAAUGUUAUAAGUUGUUGAUGUAUGUGAAACAUUUUCAAGAUACUGCGGUAAUUGGUAUCAUUUGAAGUGUAUUUUUCAGUUAAUUUGACUGAUAUAAUGAUUGAUUUUGGAGCUGAAAUUUUGCCCACUGGUGGUUUAAUGUGCUGGUAUGAAUUUUUUUAAAGGUUACGUAGUGCUUGUGUAAUAGAAUUUUGAUUGUAUAUUUUUUCUAUUAGUAAAAUUGAAAAAAAAAAAGGAUUUUGAAAAUUACUAACUCAUUGAGUAAAUUAGACCUUAUAUCCCCAUAAGAUCGAAUAAUAAUAGUUGAAUGUGUUUUGAAGUGAACAGUUUUUAAUUCUGUAGUGCUCAGAGAUAGAUGUGCUUACGUGACGUUAUUUUCUUUGUUUUGUUUAUGGAUAAAACUUGUUUACUUGUUCUGUACAACUCAUUUGAACAUGUGUUCUACAUGUACAAUUAUAAAUCUUAUAUUUAAUCUGAAUGACAUGUAUUCUGAAAUCUUGCCUAUAACAAUGAAAAUCUUUAGUUUUCAAACAUUAUAGUUGUUUUAAAUGUUCAUUUUGAAUGCUCUCUAAUCUGAAAGUUGGUUAGAUCCAGUAAGAAGAAGGUAUGGUUUUAGCUUUUUUGCACCCUAAAAAUGUAAUGACAUCAAAAAGUUUUGAGACUGGCUUAAAUAUUAGAUAAAUAAAUGACUCUGAUAAAUCAGGAAAGAAUAUGGCAUGAAGGUUUACCAUUCUACAAAUAUGAUGUCAUUAAUAUGAAGCAUUUCUCCAUUUUCAACAGGAAAAGCCUCAAAAUGGCACAUUUCAAGGGUGAUUUUCCUUUAGAAAACAGUGUCCACAGCCGUCGCCCACAAUAAUGUUUUGAUAUAUUUGUGCUAAAUUCAAUAACAAAUCACAUAUCUCAAGAUCUUUGUGGGCGAUGCCUGUGGACAAUGUUAUCUGAAAGAAAAUUUCAUUGAAAAUUUGUGUCUUCUGCAACUAUUUAGGAAAAUACGGGAAAAUGCACAUGUUUAUGACGUCAUAAUUAGCAUUUAAAAACACAUGCGAGAAAAAUGACUUGUAUGAUUUUUCUGCAUUGAAUUUCAAUCAUUUAAAAAGCAUGAGUUUUCAACUUUUACACCAUUUUCAUUAUUUAGAAAAUCACAGGGCAAGAUUUGUAUGGAAACCAUACCUUCUUCAAAUAAGAAUGUUUUACUGCAUUAUAUAUCAAUUGUAAAACCUCACAGUUUAAGGUUUAACUUUCCUUGCAAGGUUUUAUCUCUGUUUGACAAAACUGUUUUUCUGCUUUUAAUCUAUUUUUAGAUUAAUCAGAGCUUAAUUCUAUACUACAUGUAUUUGAAAUUAUAAGAAAGAAAAAAUGAAAAAGAGAGAAAUUCAACAGAAGUGAAAUUCACUCAAAAGAAUUAAUAUCUUUCUAGAACUUGUAUUAUGUGUUAUGCGUACAUGUAUUGAAUCAGAAUCUACGGAAAUUACAUGUAUUACAUAUUUUAUUUGUACUUUCAUUUUCACUUACAAUGUCUGUGAUAGAAGAUCUUUGUAGAAAAACUCACCAUUUUUUAUGAAUAUGAUCAACAUUUUCUUUUGACUUCACCUUCAAAUUCUGUAUUUUGUAUUACAUAUUGUGUUCCUUCUCACCUAACAUGCUGCAAUAAACAUUUGUUUAUAAUGUAUAGUUCGUGUAAAGCAGUAAUAAUAAUCAUGACAAUGUAAUGUAUUAGUAGAUGAGUAGUCUGUUAAUUAUAGAACUGUAUUUGAUCAGAAGCAUAAUCCUUUAUCCCAUACGUAGAGUCUGUAGUCCACUGGCUGUGCCAGUAAUUUAGUGGACACAGCUGAUGCCUCGUAUAUGUAUUUAUCUAAUCUGGGUUAAUGUAUUAUGGUGCUGUUUUUCAUUUAUACAUUUAAUGGGUCUUACAUCCUGUAUUAAUCAUAUACAGAGCUAUGCUUGGUGAGCAAGACCUUGUAUAUGUAUUGUCAUAAUAAUAAUACUGAAUGGAUUGAAUUGUAUAUAGUUAAAUGUUAAUGUUAAGAAAACGUAAUCAAUGUUAGGCAGAAUUCCAUUACAAUACCUCUGUAAUUUAUUCAUAUAUCUACAUUAAUGAAAAAAGUACUUCUAAAUUCUAUAUACCUUUACUACAAUUAUCAAUUGAAAUACAGUAAUAAUUAAAAAGAAGGAAGGUAAAGUUAUUAUUUUCAAUAUUGAAUCAUUAUGCAUAUUUAACAAGUGAUAUUGUAUGACAUACAAACAAGUGGCUAAAACAUCACUUUACCAAGUACCAACCUUUAGGUUGUGAAAAAAAUUAUUUUUUCUUCCCUGAAAGUUAUUCAUAAAGCUUACAAUUUCUCAUCUAAAUUAUAAAAUUUGAAUGCUGCUGUCAAUAACUUAAAAAAAGAAGUUUAUAAUAUUGAAUGUAGAUUAUUGAAAAAAAUAUGAGACAACCUCAUAUGAUGUAAUUCAGUGCAAACCAUAAAGCUGACUGUUGCUGGCUCUGAUAUUCAAUUAAUUCACUUUACCUGUAAUAGGGUUAAGUUUCUAUGUUUAGGAACUGUCUGUAAAUUGUGGAAACUGCUCUUUAAUCUAAAAUGUCUUCCAAUUAAUUAUGCAACUACUGGAUUAGCAGCAUUAAAUAAGCUCAAAAUUCAAGAUUUGAUGAAAAUUUGAUAAACUUCUUUAUAAACUGAAGAUUUUGAUAGAUAUACCCCUUUGACAUUCCUUAUCUACUGUUUAUAUUUAUGAACUGCCUUAACUGUUACAGUGUAUGUUAUUUACUGUGGUACUAAUACAAGUUAUGUCCCCUUGACUUUGUUAUACGAAUAUAUUAAAGUUUUUUAGCGAAUAGAAA